UCAAUAAAAUUGCAACUUUUUCCAGAAAAUUUUCCUCACUUUCUCGAGAAAUUAAAGUAUUCUGGUUCUUUCUAGCCCCUCCGCAGAUGCCCAAGCAAAAAGCUCAAAAGAAGCAACUCAAAUCCUACAAACUCAAACACAUCAACAGAACGAUUCAAGGGAAUCGUUCGAUAUGGUUUUUCGAUUUGAAGAGGGAGAUGCGGUUUUGAUGCGGUCUUCGGAGCCUGGGAAACCGUCGUACGUGGCGAGGGUGGAGGCGAUCGAGGCGACGGACGCGCGUGGAUCCAACGCGAGGGUUCGCGUGAGGUGGUACUACCGCCCCGAGGAGUCCAUGGGAGGGAGGAGGCAGUUUCAUGGAGCUAAGGAGGUGUUUCUUUCGGAUCACUUUGACUUGCAGAGCGCUGAUACGAUCGAAGGAAAGUGUAAGGUUCACAGUUUCAGUAGCUACACGAAACUCAGCUCUGUUGGAAACGACGACUUCUUCUGUCGUUUUGAGUAUAAUUCUGCAACCGGGGCUUUUAUUCCCGACAGAGUCGCCGUAUUCUGCAAGUGUGAGAUGCCGUACAACCCUGAUGACUUGAUGGUUCAAUGCGAGGAGUGUUCUGAGUGGUUUCACCCUUCUUGUAUAGGAACAACAAUAGAGGCAGCUAAAAAGCUCGAUCACUUCUACUGCGAAGAGUGUUCCCCAGAACUGGAGAACUUGGACAACGCUAAUUCGACUUCCAAAAACACAGAUGCUAAGGUGAAUACAAAGCGCAGCCUGGAGGUAAGCAAGACGAGGAACAAACACGCCAAGCGAUCAGGUUAACAUAAAAACCUCUGAGAGCUAUAUCAUCAUGAUGUAAUCUAUGAAAGAGUUUGUUUUCUUUCCCACUCUACUUUUUUUUCUUUCUUUCUUAAGAAUGUGAGGUUUAGGCUGUUUGGCUUGAUUAGUGACUUGUGUUGUGGCACAAUCUUAUGUAUAGUAUAUUAUAUGUUUUCAUUUCAUCUGCUUUAAGCUGUGACAUAAUGAAGCUGAGUGAAAGGUAUGUUUAUAAAAAGAAACAGAGAGAGAGAGGUCACUUGUUUGUU
Molecule: messenger RNA, 1071 nt
Organism: Brassica oleracea var. oleracea
Lineage: Eukaryota; Viridiplantae; Streptophyta; Magnoliopsida; Brassicales; Brassicaceae
Product: BAH and coiled-coil domain-containing protein 1
Exons: 5
Coding region: 173-808 (211 amino acids)
Molecular function (GO): chromatin binding
Source: RefSeq, a predicted model, not a curated record